Messenger RNA from Cyphellophora attinorum, 1440 nucleotides. RefSeq lists its product as uncharacterized. The record is from RefSeq and is a predicted model, not a curated record. The coding region runs from base 1 to 1440 and encodes 479 amino acids. NCBI's taxonomy places the organism in Eukaryota, Fungi, Ascomycota, Eurotiomycetes, Chaetothyriales, Cyphellophoraceae. The transcript is spliced from 2 exons.
AUGGCUGACGAUUCCCCCAACACCAACAACAAGAACCGCUCCUCCUCUUCUUCUUCUUCCUCCUCCUCCUCCUCCUCCUCACCCUUCCAGACCCCGCCCCUCUUCCGAACACCAACUCCUCCCCCAGCUCCAGAACCUGCUCCCGCCACCACCGCAGAGACCAUCGAAGACUUCCAAGCCGCUGGACUACGAUAUGAUGCGGAUCCGAGACUAGAAGCUGCCGCCUCCAUCGCCAACACUCCAGAGUUCCAUGCCGCUGGGCUAGAAGAGCUCAGCGCUGCUGCUGCUGCCGUCGCUCCAGAAACGAGUGCUCUUCGCACCACCGCGAAUCACGACGGUACGGGCUCGCAUGCUCCUCGCACGGUCACACAUAACGCGUCUCCCGCCACAGCAGCAUCCACUCCUCAUACAGCUCGCCUCCCCAGUGGUAUGGCUCUCCUUCCCGGACCCGACCCUCUUCACGCCACCGAUCAACGCGCCUACCCCCCCCUAUCGACCACACCUAGCAUGGCACCGACGGUCGCAGCUAAUUAUCCCGUCAUUUUCGACCUCGACAAUCCCACCACCGCCACCCCCGCCCCUUCGAGUUCCGACAGCGCUCCUGACCACACAUCCGCUGCUCCUCCUAGCACCUCCGCUGCUCCUCCUCGCACCUCUGCGCCUGGCGAAGGCCCUACCACAGCAUCCACUCCCGACGCGUCUCGAAUUGCUGGUCGUACUGCUCACCCUCCCGGAACAGCUUUUCGCCGCCUCAUCGAGAACCGCAGUCGCGCCCGCACCAACCACUCAGCCACACCUUCCGCGCCCACAAUCACCGCUACCCAUCCGCCUUCCAACCCCAACAAUCCCACCACCACUUCUACUGGCACGCGUCCUGAGAACAUUUGGACGCCAGAGGUCGUGCGCGAGGCCCUUGCCGAUGUGGCAGACCGAGAAGAAAUUGAAGCACGCCGAGACGCUGCCCAUCGCGCGGAACUGCGAGCGGCGUUGGCGGCGCAGCCUUCUUUGGCACAGAUCAUGCGUCAGGAUCGCGAAGCACGGGAAGAAGCCGAGCGCGAGGAAGCCCUCGACGCAGCCCGUCGCGCCCGACUACGAGCAGCCCUAUUGCAGCAACCUGAGGCGGAAGCGCUGGGUCUUGGUCAAUGGGGCAAUGUGCCUGCGACGCGAGUCAGUCAGCAAGGGCGAGCUAGUCGGCAGGGGCGAGCUGGUCAGCGAGUCCAGGAUGAUGUUUUGCCUAGUGUGGAAACGCCGGCCAGGGGCGAAAUGGCUGCUGGGAUGACUGCUGAUGAUGACAACGACGAGGAGCAUAGUCCGCCGUGGACGCCGGCCGGUCGGAGUCCAACGGAGAGCGAGUUCGAAGAGGGUGAGGUGGAAGAGAGCAGCGAGGAGGAGGAGGAUGAUGGGCCGAGAAGAAAGCGAAAAGGGGGAAAGAGGCGUUGA